Messenger RNA from Haliotis rufescens (red abalone), 1254 nucleotides. RefSeq names its product neuronal acetylcholine receptor subunit alpha-7-like. NCBI's taxonomy places the organism in Eukaryota, Metazoa, Mollusca, Gastropoda, Lepetellida, Haliotidae. Gene Ontology annotation, cellular component: neuron projection; synapse; membrane. Gene Ontology annotation, molecular function: transmembrane signaling receptor activity; extracellular ligand-gated monoatomic ion channel activity; neurotransmitter receptor activity. Bases 1 to 1254 code for a protein of 417 amino acids. Gene Ontology annotation, biological process: regulation of membrane potential; chemical synaptic transmission; signal transduction. The record is from RefSeq and is a predicted model, not a curated record. The transcript has a single exon.
AUGCGAGAAGACAUUUGGAUACAUUUGGUUGCUACACUGCUGGCAAUAACUGGGGUCGGUGACUGUGUUGAUGACUACAUCCUUCAGCAGAAACUCUACAGUGACAUCAUCGAGUCUAACAACCCGAACAUCCGCCCUGUUCGUAACAAAACACAUGUGACCCGAGUCUCCAUCACCUUUAACCUUGUGGCUAUUACAGAGUUUGAUGAAGUCUCAGAGGCUCUAGCUUCCACCGGUUACAUGGAGGUCACAUGGGAUGAUGAAAUCCUGACAUGGAACCCAACUCUAUAUGGCGGUGUGAAGGACAUCAGGCCAGCGUUUGAUCAGGUAUGGAAGCCUAGGGUAGCGGUGCAGAACACGGUGGACAAGAUGAAGCCUUUGGGCCUGGAUUUUGGCAUCUUGGUUCUCUUCUUCACUGGAAGCCUGACCUGGUAUCCUGGAGACUCAUUCAAGACAAGUUGUAAAAUGGAUGUAACCAAGUUCCCCUUCGACGUUCAGACAUGUUCCUUUAAUGUUUUUGUUUGGGCUGACACCAUCAACACCGUUGAUCUCUUCCCAGUUGACAACUUCAUUGGUCUCGACAUUUACAAUGUGAACAGCGAGUGGGACAUCACCAACACCUCGGCCACUCGACACACACAAUUUGUGUCAUUCUUUGAGAUCGCCCAUAUCACCUACCAACUUCAGCUGACGAGGAAACCGUCCAUGAAGAUCCUGACUGUCGUGAUGCCUGUCCUGCUUCUUUCUUUCCUCAACAUUUUAGUGUUCCUCAUCCCAGUGCAGUCGGGGGAGAAGCUGUCCUUCUCCAUCACAGUGCUGCUGUCAUUUGCUGUUUUCAUGUCCUUCAUCACCAACAUGCUGCCCCAAAGUGCUGACAGCCUGUCAGUAUUCACCCUUCUCAUGGCUGGGCUGUUCCUCUUGAGCUCUCUCUAUGUGCUGCUUACUAUCUGGGUCAUCAAGGUAUUCCAUAGAGACUCUAGCAAGCGGGCCGUUCCACUCUGGGUGCAUAGACUUAUGGGCGGUCAGAAGGGAUGUUGUGGCAGCAUCAGGAUACACACGGCCGGGGGUCAGGAUGUGUCGGACAUAUCUCCUAGUGGUUACAUUGAAAAGUCAACGCGAGGAAGUGAAAGGCUUCCCAGACGUGAAGUGCAAUGGAAAAGAGUGAGUGAAGCCAUGGACAAAUUCUUUUUCUGGUUAUUCCUCCUCCUCGUCGUGUCACUGAUGGCUGUCACUGUGUUUAAGAUAUAUAAGUAA